Anthonomus grandis grandis is the source of this 8545-nucleotide messenger RNA. RefSeq names its product terminal nucleotidyltransferase 4B-like. The transcript has 7 exons. NCBI's taxonomy places the organism in Eukaryota, Metazoa, Arthropoda, Insecta, Coleoptera, Curculionidae. The record is from RefSeq and is a predicted model, not a curated record. Gene Ontology annotation, biological process: RNA 3'-end processing. Gene Ontology annotation, molecular function: mRNA binding; poly(A) RNA polymerase activity. Bases 195 to 1952 code for a protein of 585 amino acids. Gene Ontology annotation, cellular component: nucleolus; TRAMP complex.
UCGGUGCCAUUUCUCCGAUCGGUGCGUUUGUCAAAUAGUUUUCUAUAAUAUAAAUUAGGAAAAAAGUCGUGUGAUACAACUAAAAGGUGUGACUAUUUCGUCCCCGUUCGAUUCGAAUUUAAAUACCGGACGAAGUGGCCGAUGGCGUUUCGUAGUUGAGACGGUCGUGGCGCGCCCCGCGACCCCUCGUUUACAUGGAUUCGUACUUUUCGUGGUUGAUGCCAGAACAAGAAGGUCCAGCGAAAGUAUUGUGGAUGCGAGUCUGGCAUACCCAAUUGCAGCAAGAGAUCGAGGGAAUGAACCUGCGGGACAGCGAUAACGAUAACGAGACGAUGACGAACGGCUUCAAUAAUAAUAAUAAUCAUCAUCAUCAUCAGGGACAGAUCGUGAACGGGAAACAAUCGGACAAAUCGGGCAAUUUUAAUCGGGUGCGUCGCACCAAAAGUGAUACGAAUAAUCGGGCCACGCAACGGCCCCUGCACCGUAAGUUCGUGACCGAUUACGUGGGUUGUCCCUGGAGACAGGACAAGUUCCAGUAUUUAAAGGGGAUCUUGGGGUUACAUCAGGAAAUAGAGCAUUUUUACGAGUACAUGAGCCCCACGGAGGCCGAGCACCAAGUCCGCGCCGAGGUGGUGUCCAACAUCGAGCAAAUAAUCAAGUCGAAAUGGCCGGACGCCAUAGUGGAGGUGUUCGGGUCGUACCGGACCGGUUUGUACUUGCCCACCAGCGACAUCGAUCUGGUAGUGAUAGGGAAAUGGAAAAACUUGCCCCUGCGCACUUUGGAGCAGGAGUUUCUGGAGAAAGGGGUGGCCCAGGAGGACAGCAUAAAGGUUCUCGACAAAGCGUCUGUGCCCAUAGUUAAGCUAGUAGACAAAAAGACUGAAAUUAAGGUUGACAUAUCCUUUAACAUGUCGAACGGUGUGAAAAGUGCCGAGCUGAUAAAAAAAUAUGUGGAGCAGUUUCCGGUGUUGCCCAAGCUGGUUUACGUUUUAAAGCAGUUUUUGCUGGAGCGAGACUUGAACGAGGUGUUCACCGGAGGCAUCAGCAGCUACAGUUUGAUACUCAUGUGUAUCAGUUUUUUGCAGCUACAUCCAAGACAAGACGGUGUCCGUUUAGCCAACGCCAACCUUGGUGUCCUGCUGAUCGAGUUCUUCGAAUUAUACGGCAGGAAGUUCAAUUUUAUUAAUACGGGGAUACGGAUAACCGAUGGAGGAAAAUACAUAAAUAAGGAUGAAAUGCAAAAAGAGAUGGCAGAUGGUCAUAGGCCCAGUAUGCUUUGUAUAGAGGAUCCCUUGCAACCUUCGAAUGACAUCGGCAGGAGUAGUUACGGCAUUUUAUUUGUAAAAAAAGCGUUCGAAUACGCCUUCACGAUCCUGACGAACGUCGUGCAUCCUCUGUCCAUCCAUAACGACUGCACCAGGACGAGUAUACUCGGCCGUAUUGUGCGGGUGAGCGACAAGGUGGUGCAGCACCGCCGCCGCAUCGAGGAGGGCGGCACCCGAAUUAUUUCUGGGGGCGGCGUGCAACAGCAGCCCACCGCGACCACCACCACCACCACCGCCGCCGCCUCCGUCGUCGUCGUGAAUAAUAAACCGUCGCGGUCGUCCAGUACCGGUAGUACGAGUAGCGCGGAAGAGAGCGGCGUCAGUUCCGAGGGAUCGGAUCGUCCGUCGCGUGACCACUCCCCGAACGUCUCUUACCCCCGUCAGACCCACCAGCGGAAGGUGUGGCACGGCACGCGGAAAUACGAGCACCAUAACGUCCACCACGGGCGCGGUAGUAGCGGAGGCGGCGGUGGCGGGGUGGGACAAACGACCGGUCAACAUCAGAGUUACGGGGGCGGACAGAGGGGCGGCAGCCACCACCACCACAACCACCCUCAUCACUAUCACCAGUCGAGUGGGAUCGGCAAACGGAAAAAGCCCGAAAGGAGCGACAGGGACAGACAGUAGCUUUAGUUUAGGUGUAUCUUUUUUUUAAUUUUAAUUUUAAUUUAAAUUAAGCCAAGGAGAGUGUGUGUGUGUGGGUUUGGGUGGAAGGAGUGCAAAGAAAGUUGAGCGAAAUGUAUAUUUUUUUCUUAUGCAGGUUGUUUUAAAUUCAACCCUUAAAAAGUGGAUCUCGGAUUUAAUAAGGGAUACGAAGAUGGUUAAAUUGAGGCAGAAUUGAGAAUUUUUUUUCUAAAACAAUAUACUAUUUAAGAAAUUUAAACACUUAAGAUCCAUCGACAAAAAAAAUGAAAUUUUGAAAAAUGGAUUUUAUUUUUUUUCGGAACUUAUUUCUUAUCCAAUUUUGAAAUAAUUUGCAUUUUUCAAUGCCAUUUUUUUUCAUGCUACAUGAUGGUGUCUUUAGAUUUUUCAUACGACUUUCGUCGUAUGCCAACCAACAUCAACUUUUUUUUUUGAUGUAUCACAAGUAAUAUAUUUUUUUUAAAAACCCGAAUUUUUCAAAUAAAACCAAUUUUGCCUCGGUAGACUGUACAUAAACCUUGUACAAGAAAGGUGUUGCCUAAAUUAUUAGUACAAAACUUGUCACUUUGUACUAAAAUAUUAGCAAAACAAUAAAAUAUUUAAAACGUAUGACAGUAUAAAUAUUGUCUUGUCACUUUAUCACGGCAUACUGCGGCAAAUUUGGUUUUUCCAUAAAUUACUUGUGCCAAGAUUUUAAAAAUGCAACAAUCCCAUGUGGCAUUCAUAAGAAAAAACAAAGUUGUUGAUGAUGAUCGGCAAAGGACGAAAAGUCGUAUUAAAAAUCUUCGUAUCUCUUAUUUCGUAGAUUUCCAAAUACCCAUGUUGAGGGUCAAAUUUGAAACGCCCUGUAUAAGGUGACUUGUAGAGCUUAUUUUAGGGUGUCCGGGAUGGGUUAUAUGAAUUUCAAGAUAAAUUCGCAAUAAAUAAAAAGAACGAAAGUCCGAAUAUUUGGACGUAACCAGUCUAUUCCUGAUUGAUUGGAUUUUUUUGAACAAUGACUAAUAGAUUUUUUCUUAGCCAUCCAGUGUCAUGUACUUCCAAGACACUUUCGCAAUAUUCUAAAUGUUCACCACCCCACGAAGGUAAAAACGUUUAUAUCAGACGGAUGAUACUACUGAAUCGUGAAAAUUAAUGAGGAUGAAAUGGACAAUUUCGAAUUUCCCGGGAUUUUUUUUUUACUUUGAUCAGCCCGACGCGUUUCGCUUUUGUCUGGACAAAAUAAUAAUAAAAAAUUCAAAAAACCGGCACCAAAAAUUAAAAAAAAAAUGUAUAAAAAUUUUUAUAAACAGACAAAUCCGAUUGAAAUUUUCAUGAGACGUUGCGAAACGCCUCGAACUGAUUGAAGUAAAAAAAAAAUUCCGGGAAAUUUUGAUUUUUCACUUCAUCCUUGGGAAAUUACCAAAAAACAACAUGCAGGGGGCAGUGGAGACUAUUUUCUAACCUUACUUGUUACCUAGAGUACUAUCCGUAGAACAAGUUGUCAAAAAAACGGAGCGAAGUGCGGUUGUUUAUAAAUUUCAUUAUUAUACCAAUAAGUUUGCCACAACGUUAGUGGUCAUCAUCAACUUGUUUGUCAAUUAUUAAGAAAAUUGCUUUUGAUGCAUUAUUAUUGCCAGUCUAUUUUUUUUUAACGAAUCAUUAUAAAAUAGCCAAUUAAUUGGAUUCUCCUUAUAGAUUUUCACGUAAUUAUUCAUUUGAUUUAAGAAGCCAUGUAAAUAGAGCUCAAUUUCUUAUUUGAAUUCUGUAUUGUCCAAGAUUUUGAUCCGUUCGAUCAGUCCCACUCUUUUUUCCUUUUAUGAAUUACAUUUAACCUUUUCCACAAGAUAGACAUCAUAUUAUUUAUUAGUAUCAAUAAAAAAUAUAGAGUUAACUACUUACUCAUUUUGCCCAUUAGAAUAUCAUCUUCAUUUAUUUCAGUGCAACUUCUCAUUGUUCAUGUUUAAAUUAAAAAUGACUCAGGUUCAUUCGAAAUCCAUAAUUUUAUAAUUUAACAGGAAGAGGUUUAGGACAACUUAGAGGUUUAGGCUCUCAGAACGACUCCUGAAAUAGCCAGACUUUGAGAUGUCUGGAAUAUUCUAGAUAUUCGUGAGUCUGUGCAAAGUAACACAGUCAGAGGUAGUAAUCUGAGGUACUCAUUACUAUUAUAUUCCAAGAAUCACUUCAUUUUUGAGAGCCUUCUUGAUAUUUUUAAGUCUUGCCAGGUAUUUGAAGAUAAUAUAAGAGUAUAUUCAAGGAAUCUCGAGUUACUUUAACUGCCUGUGAAAACUAUCCGAGUACUUUUAAGCCUCGCCUAGGCAUUUGAAGGUAAUUUAGAGUCUAUUCCAGGAAUUUGAGUCAUUUUAAUUGCCUGUGAGAGCUUUCUAAGUACUUUUAAACCUCCACAUUUAUUGUUUUUAUCUACUGUGUUGUUCAGUCUUGCUGGUAAUAUACUCUCCAUUACUUUUUCAAUUUAUGGAAUAUUUUUAUGAUAAAUACUCCUUUUUAUGUGUCCAUCGAGGCGAUUUAAGUCUUGCCACGUACUUGAAGAUAAUAUAAGAGUAUAUUCAAGGAAUCUGAGUCACUUUAACUGCCUGUGAGAACUAUUUAAGUACUUUUAAGUCUCGCCUAGGCAUUUGAAGGUAAUUUAGAGUCUUUUCCAGGAAUUUGAGUCACUUCGACUUCCUGUAAGAGCUUUCAUAAUAUUUAUUAUUAAAUAUUUUUAAGCCUCAUUCAGGCACUUAAAGAUAUUCUUCAGUCUAUUCCGGUUUUCCAUUAAAAAAACUCAGAAUAUCCUUAAGAAUCCUUAGCUGUUUAUUGGAGACUCUCUAAAAGACUUAAAUCAGGCAACCAAGUUUCUGAAAUAAGUUCUGGGCACUUAUUUUAGCUUUCAAGCAGCAAACUUUCUGACUCUUUAAAUAAUAAGUAAAUAUUAUUAAAUUUUUGUAAGGAAUUGAGGUAUAUUUGUUAAAUACUUCCUGGCAGUUCUCAAAAAUCUAAAUGUUUCACUAGUCUCUUAAACAAUCUCAGAUUACCUUCAAUUGCCUGGAAGGGAUGGAUUUAUUCUCGCCUGGAAACGAUCUUAAAUUGUUAAAUAUGCAAAAUCAAAUAUCUACAAUUUGCCAGAAUACCUUCAAUCCCCUGGAGUCUUUAAAGGCUUAUUCCAGGAUAUCCCAGAGAUUCUUGAAUAACCUGAAAUAAUGUAUGUGACUACAUACAUUGUCUUAUUUUGAAAGUUUGUUUUAAAGUAUAAAGGAGGUGUCCGCAAUUUUUAGAAGGGAAUUUAGGUAUAUCUUAAACAAUUAUAUCCGAUGAUUUUUCACACAAAUUUUCACUUAGAAAAAUUCAAAAAUUGGUGAUUUAGAAACACCGAAAGUGCCUGGAAAAAAUGUUAAUAAAAAGAAAUUCAGACAAUUUAAAAUUAAUUUGGAAAAUUUAUAAAAAUAUUCCCUAAAACCGAUUUGCUGUUAUUAAAUGUACGAGAAUUAUACAUCAACGCUUUUGUCACGUUCAAAGUAGUCACCAUUCAAGGCGAUACAUUUAUUCCAGCGCCGCUGCCACUCCAAAAACGCGUCCUCGAAGCUCUUCUUAGUCAUGCGCUUAAAAAUCGCUUCUAAAGCUUUAACAGCAGCAUCUCCGGAGGGAAAACGCCUUCCUUUCAGGAGGUCCUUUUUUGCAGUGGGAUAAAGAAAAAAGUUGUUCGGUGCUAAAUCGGUAGCGAUUAGACAGCCAGCUGUGUUUAUCGUUUCUUCACGAAGCGCAGUAACAGGCGCUCCUGGACCGCCUUCCAGUUCACAGCUCUUUCUCUACCUUUUCGGAAGGCAGCGUGCCACUGUAAACACGUGGAUUUUUUCAUGCAAGCUUCACCGUACACAUUCUUUAACUCACGAUAUGUUUCGAGUGGUUUCUUGUUCGAUUUCACCAAAAAUUUAAUCGCGUAACGUUGUUUUCGAUAUCCAGACAUUGUAAAUAUUAGAGGCGACUUUCAUACACGUCUUCUUCGCAAUGUCACUACUUGAGCACUAAUGAGAUCAGAUCGCUACCAAAUUUGUACUGUUAAUAGGUAUUAGUAUAUUGUUUCAUGCCAUGACCACGAGAUCGCGUCACCUGUAUUACACAGCUGCUCUUGGCGAGAGUCUGAGUCUUUAUUGAACAGCCUUCGUAUAAUUUUUCUGAAAAUUUCCUUUUUUUUUAUUUAUCCAAUAAAAUAGUUUAUUUCUUCCAGGCAGUUGGGGACUAUUCUUCCAAACAGUUUUCCUUAUUUUGUAUGUUGUUUUAGUGACCCAGAAUAAUUUUGUUUAUAAAUAAAGGUGUAGUUAGAUGAGGUGACCCUUAUCCAACUAAACCCUUGAAAAUUAACAAGUUUUCAUUAUUUUUUAGAAGCAAUUUAUGAUUAAAACUUUUGAGUCAAAUUUCUAAUUCUUUUAGCAAGAUAAUUGAAUCGGUGAGUUCGAAAACCAUCCAUGUCCAAAAUCCGCGUUCCGAGAAAAUCAAUAAAAACCUUUUAAAGCUAAAACUACUUAGCAUAGACUAUCGGCAUGCAUAGAAAAGUUGUAAAUCUCAUGGUUGGCAAUGUGUUUUUAAGGGUAGUUUUUCAGAAAAAAAAAUUAACUACCAAUGACAGAUCAAAAGGCGGGACGGACUUGUACGGUUUUUGAACGCAAUUCUGUAUAAUAUAAAAAGAUAUAGGUAAAUAUUUAUUUAAUACAGAGGAAAAAUAUAAUUUGAAAACUAAUAUCUCAAUCAUUUUCAGCGUUUGUAGUUUUCCAUGAAGUGAUGUGGUAAUAAAAUUCCAAUGCUUCACCUUGGGUAUAAGUCAUUACCUUGAUGUCCAGAAUUUUUUUUUCAUUAAUCGGAACAGGUUCUUUAUAUGCCUGAUUAUUGGGCAGAGGUUCUUAUGUUCUUUGAGCAAUUUAAAAGUUUGGGAGUGUAAACUAUCUAUAUAAAAAUAAUACAUAGCAUAUAAUGCAUAUACAAAUCUAUACUGUAUUCCUGUACUGAAACCUUAUUAAUCAUAAACAAUUACAGCUUUAAAAAACACUAAAAAUUUAAAUAAUUGUUGAUAGUUUCCCUACUUUUAUUGCGGAUUACAAAAACAUACCUGUGUGUUCACUUAAACUCUUAAGAGCUGCUGCAACUAUUCUUUUGCUUCUGGAACUCAUAUUUUUGGCAAAACAAAACCUGCUCAAAAUUGCCUUAGUGCUAUUCUAAUACCAGAACGGCUUAAAGUUUGUAUGCAGUAUAGUAUCAAAGGCCUUUACAUUAUUUUUUAAUUUAUGAACUACAUGUACUUAGUCCCUCUGUAAAUUCAUACUGAUUUCCCACGAAAAUGCCCCAAAUGUCUUCAGAAAGGUCUUUAAUACAAUUUUUUCCAUAAAUUUCAACUUUACUGGUUAAACCAUUUUUUUAUAUCACAGAUUGUUUAAAAUAUGACUGUAUUUGUGGAAAUUAAAGUUAAUUUAACUAUCCACCAAAUUAAUAAUUCAAUAUUUUCUGUCCAGUAUGAGUGCACCCCCAUCCACAUACACAUAACUCAAUAGCUUAGGAUGUACAUAGCAACUAGUUAGUUAGGGUAUAAAAUUGAAAAAAAAAACCAACGUGUAACUAUUGUAUAAAAUGUUUUAAAUUAAGCGAAGAGGUUCAAUACAAACAGUCAUAAAUUUUUAGUUCAUAUUUUAUGUUUAAAAGAAAUUUAGUUUUUUUUAAUUAUAAACAGGCAUUUUGUAAUUAUGACAACUGUAUAUACACUUAAAACGUUAUUAUUUUAUCAAAAUAGGUAAAAGUCUUUGUUGUAGUCGGACGGGUGUUUUUUUUUUUUUAAUUUAUAUCUAAAUAAUAAUUAAAGAACGCAUUUAGUUAAAAAAAAAAAACACCCGCACCGGUACGACAAAGAAGAAAAAUUGAAAUUGUGAUAUAUAUUUGAUAUGAUUACCGUUUAAGCAAAGUAUGUAUAUUUUUCUUUUCCUGUGUUUUGCUACAUACAUAAGGUGUUUAUUUAUAUAUAUAUAGGGAUGAUAUUUUCUUUUUUUCCCAAUGUACAUAUUUAUAGCAAAUCUAACAUAAAAUGACGCCAUAAGACUUUGUCGGAACGUUUUAGGUUUCUAUUAUUAUUAUUAUUAUUAUUGGUAAGCCACUGUUGACAGCUUUUAAGGUACAUCGGUACCUUUAUAUAGUGAAUUUUAUGUGUAAAUUGGACGGCAGUAGUAUUUUUUUCCAAUUAUAUCUCAUCUUUUUUAUUAUAUAUUAAACAGGCGGUCAUUUGCUGCCGUCCAAUAUUUUCUAAAUAAAAAUUUCAGUAGGCCAUAAGUAUUUAUAUUUGUCAAGAAAAAUAAUAGUUUUUAGGUCCUAUGUCUGCCGGCGAAAUUUUUAACUAAGGUAUAUACUAUGCAUAUACACGUAGACCUAACUUCUUUUUUUUUUCUUUUCCUUUUUUUGAGUUAAGUACAAAAAAGCCAGAAAAAAAUGUUUUAAUAUUUAAUUAAAAAAAAAAAUAAUAAUAAUGUUAUUUCGUAAAAAAUGUAUAAAGUAAAAGCGCCAAGGCAUAUCGUGUGUAAAAAAAAACCAUGUAAAAUAAAUAAGAAAUUUCGGUUCUUGUGCGCAAA